CCGUGUGAUUUCGCCGUAGCUGCAUCCCAGUGGAGAGAGAGUGAAGCGUGCUAUCGAUAUCUGUUGUGUGAAGAAGAAAGAAGAGUCUGUCCGAGGAGAUGAGUUCCCCGCAGCACCGCAACGAGCCGCCGACAGGUGAGAUGAGAAGUUGACAGAUGAGGCCAACACCAGCCAGCAGUGCACCCAUGACGCACCAGCCACUGAUCAGCCGAGGCUGAGCUUCGUAGAUCAGAUCAUGAGCUUAGUUCGGCGAGGCACACAAGCAGGCAGGCAGACAGACAGUUGCUCCAUGGCUGGAUGGCUGAGUGCGUGUUGGCGUGCUGAACUGCUGCAUCGGGAUGUCUCGCAAAUCGCUUGUCGUUUUGCCGUGUUUGUGUUUGUGUUGUGUUGUGUGUGUCCUGUCUGUCAGAGGUGCAAGAGCUCCUCAACUUCAUCAGGUGAGGAAGGAAGGACACCGACCGCAGUGAGGUCACUGCCUUCACACGGCUGUCUAUGUGUAUGUGGGUGUGUGCUUCAUUCAGUCAAACAGCAGGUGUGUCGGCUCAGAAUGGCCCUGGCGCUGCUGUCCCUCCUCCUGCUGAACCACCACCGCCUCCUACAGGCCAAGGUGAGGGACAUGGAUAUGGCCACUGUGCAAGCAGCAAAUCGGCACCAACGGCACUCGCGUGUGUGUGUGAUGCGAUCGAUGUCUGCACGUGUCUGUCUGUCCCUCAGUGAAUGGCAUGGAUGGGUCUGGGAGUGCAGCCGCUGCCGCAUCCGCUGCUGCUGACGCUGGUGGAGGCACUGCUGAGGAGGAAGAGGGUAGGCAUCGCAUCCCACGCAACGCAGCACGGGGCAGCACAGCAGCACCUGGUCCACCCACGAUCUCUGUCCGUCCCUCUGUCUGUCGUAUGUCUGUCGUCUUCAGCGGCACCUGCGCCCAGACACCAGAAGCUCAUCGAAAUCGGGUGAGCGAGCAUCGCAUCCACACACGCGCACACACGACACGAACAUGGCAUGUGUGUGUAUGUGUGUGUGUGUGUGGUGUGUGUGUGUGUUCCUUCAGGGCUACCGUUGAGGUGCAGCAGGUGGACCCCAACGACCCCCUCAACGCCGCACAGAGCUGGGAAGACCUCAACCUGUACGCACGCAAUAACUCACUCACAGGCACACAACCAUAUGCCAUAGCUGGACUGGACAGACAGACAGACUGCCGGAGAUUAUAUUUGCGUGUGCGUGCGUGUGCGGGUGCCGACCCGACUCUGUGUGUGUCUGCUUAGUCCUGAUCCCAUUAUGAAGGGCAUCUACGCCAAGGGCUUCGCGCACCCCAGCAGAAUUCAGGUACGUACCUACACACCCACCGAUUCGCCUCGUUCCGCGCGCCACAGUCACAGAUAGAUGUCCUCUUGUCGGUCGGUGCUCAUCGUUCGUUGUCUGUGUGCAGGGGAGCGCCCUCCCUCUGCUCAUUCAGCGCAGGUGAGACAGACGACCAGCACAACAGCAAGCACCCACCCACAUAAGACAGACACUGUCGACCCGACCCAUCGCGUGUGUCUGUGUGGUCUGUGUGCAGGCAGAACUGCAUCGCGCAGGCGCAGAACGGUUCGGGCAAGACGGCCACGUUUGCGCUGGCGAUGCUGAGCCUGGUCAACCCCACACAGAGGGUGCCCCAGGCGCUCUGCCUCGGACCCACACGAGAACUCGCCAAACAAAAUGCCGCUGUCGUCGAGGAACUCGGUGAGUGACCACAGGCCCCCGUGGGUAUGUCGGCAUACUGCAUGUCUGUGUCUGCGGAUGUCAGGCAAGUUCACGGGCGUGAGGGUGAACCUGAUCGUGCCGCAGGCCAAUCGUGAGCAAAUGAGAGAGAGGAGAGGGGAUGGAUGCAUGGAUGGAUGGAGGGUAUCUAUCGGGAAUGCGCUGUUAUGCCUCUCUCUGUGUGUGAUGUUCUGAUGUUAUUGUUAUGCCUUGUUUGUUGUGUCAGUGUCGGUGCUCGAUGGCCAGAUCAUCGUGGGCACGCCGGGCAAGGUCAGCACAUAUAAAGAAGGGAGGGAGCCACACACACCGACGACACAUAGACAUCAUUCACGUCCCUCGUCCCCCGCCUCUGUCCAUCAGGUUCAGGAGCAGCUGCGCAAGAGGCGACUCAGACACGAUGUGUGUGACCAUGGCUGAGGGAGGAUACUGCGCCCGUCCACACAUCCAAAUGUCGUGUGUGUGUGUGUGCGUGUGUUACAGAACAUCCGCAUCUUCGUUUUGGACGAGGCCGACGUCAUGAUUGACAAGAACAACAAUAUGGGGCCACAAGUGCACGACAUCAGACGGUACGCACGGACACACCACACACCACGCCGUGCCUCGCCAUUUUUCUCACUCCAUCGCCCUCCGUCCCGUCUGUGUUGUGUGAGCAGGUUUCUGAAGAACCCCAACUUCCCUCUGCAGACGCUGCUGUUCUCCGCGACGUUUGACGAUGACGUCAAGAACUUCGCCAUGCAGCUGGUCCCUAACGCCAAUAUCAUCACAGUCAGGAAGGAGGACCUCACUCUCAAGAACGUCAACCAGGUGUGUGUGUUGUGUGUUGUGUGUUGGAGGUGGGUGGAGAGAGAGGUCAACCAACACGUGACGGACGGUGUGUGGUGUGUGUGGUCACUCAGUUUUACAUGGACUGCACGGACGACAAUGACAAGAAGUUGAUGCUGCUGGAGCUCUACUCGGUCCUCAACAUCGGACAGUCCAUCAUAUUCGUCAACAGCAAGUAACUACAGGCAGCACACCCAGAAUGCCAUGCCAUGGAUUGAUGGGCCCUGUAAAUCGUGGGUCUAUGUGUGUAAUCCCGCAGGCAGAAGGCCUUCGAGCUGGCGUCUCACAUGAAGGAAUAUGGGUCAGCCUGCACUGCACUGCACACACAAUCGGCAUGCACUCACACAUCAAUCACAUCACAUCACACACACCCCUCCCUCCCUGUGUCUGUCUGUUGUGGCUAUGUAUGGUUGAUGCAGUCACGCUGUGUCUCUGAUCACGGGCACCCAGAAGCAGUCUGGCGACUUCCAGAUGGACGUGCAGGAGAGAGACCGCGUCAUGGAGGAGUUCAGAUCAGCAAAGACCAAAGUGCUCGUCUCCACUGACGUCCUCGCCAGAGGCAUCGACGUCCCACAGGUGCCUACCUGCCUACCUGCCUGCCUGCCUGCCUGCCUGCCUGCCGCCCUCCUGUUGUCCGCGCAUUCGUCGAUCAACGAAUGCGAUGUAUGUGCACCCACUGUGCGUCAUCCAUCUGUCAGGUGACCAUGGUUGUGAAUUUCGACAUUCCGCUGGACCGUCGCCAGUCGGCGGGGUGGUCGGGGCAGUACCAGGGCGGCGAGGGGCUGGUGGAAUUCGUAAGCACACAUCGACAGACAAACGAUAAUGAAUGAGAGUUGCCAGGGGAGGGAGCCUGCCUGUUCAUCUCCCUGUGUGUGUGUGUGUGUGUGGUGCGGGUGGGUGGUUUGUUGCGUAUUUAUUGUGUGCAGGCGACGUAUCUGCAUCGCAUUGGCCGGACGGGUCGUUUUGGUCUCAAGGGGAUCGCCAUCAACCUCAUCACGCCCGAGACCAUGCCGCUCAUGGAACAGAUUCGCACCUACUACGCGUAAGACGGACACACCGCACCGCUGAUGGAUGGAUGGAUGGAACACACACGCACGCGGGCGGCGCGUCGUGGUGAUCGGUGCGUGUGUGUGUGUGUGUGUGUGUGUGUCAGGUGUGAGGUGCACAAGCUGGAGCGUGACAUCGAGUUGAUCGAGCAGAAGGUCAGAAGCCUCAGAGACGACCUCAGAAAGACCUAACCGACAGCGGGGAGUGGCGUACGUGGUGGGGCAGUGGGUGGGCGCCAUGUCUGAAGCUGGGACGAGAUGGCUGGAGAGAGAAGAGAUCUGAGGGGGGUAGUGCGGUGCGCGGCGUGCGUGUGGAGUUGUAAAGGUCCGGUAUGUCCAUUGCAAUGCAUACACACCUGCAUGACAGACACGACACACAUGGGUGGGUGGGAUGCGUGACUGACUGACUGACUGACGUACUUACUGCUACAGAUCUUGAUUGGAUGGGUACAUGGUCUCUGCUUUACUCUAUGAAUUGCGAGAGAGAGG
Molecule: messenger RNA, 4091 nt
Organism: Vitrella brassicaformis
Lineage: Eukaryota; Vitrellaceae
Source: the annotation of a GenBank genome assembly